AUGUAUAGCCGCGAAAACAAGAUCAUGAGAAAACUACUCGGCAAAGUAACUGCCGAAAGCAGCACCGACACCCACUCCAUCGGCAUCACCAGUGCGCCGCAAUACCAGGCCUCUUACCGACCCAGUGCCUCCCAGAACGUCGUCUACCCUGCCGGCGCCCCCAUUCUAUGCCUCGAUACCUCCACCGAUCACCGAGCUGCUGUCAUUGCCGGUAGACAUGUCCUCAAGACCAUCCUCUUUGACGGGCUGUCCGUCAGCGAAGGCACAGACCUCCGCGCCGCUAUCAAUUCGGCUUCGAGCAAGGGCGCAUCGAGCUCUCUGACGGCAGACCAGCUCUCCAUCCGAGACGUCAAAUGGCACGGCGACGCCACAAUCUUCACGGCCUGCGCCAACGGCAAGAUCUUCUCCUACGACCUUUCGAGGAUUGCGACAGGCGGCGCUGCGCUCGAAUUCGUGCAGACGAGGGAGGAUUCGCGCCAGGUCAACAGUCUCGAUAUCAACCCCCACAGGCAAACCACUUUACUCUCCGGAAGUCAGGAUGGCUUGGUGCGGUAUUUUGACAUUCGCGCACCAGUACAAAGCAGAUCAGGAGGCCUCACCUACAGUCCUCGAGGUGCAUACAAGUGCAAUGCGGACGGUGUUCGGCAGGUCAAAUGGUCGCCGAAAGAUGGCUUCUACUUUGCCUGCGGUACCGAGUCUGGUGUUGUGCUCAAGUGGGAUGUACGCAAGAUUGCCCAGCCAUUGCUCAAAAUUCCUGCGCAUGACAAGGCUUGCGCCUCCAUCUCAUGGCAUCCGGACGGCAACCAUCUGAUCAGCGGUGGAUGGGACAGCAAAUGCGCUGUAUGGGACAUGUCUAAGAACGCCGACAAGCGACAAAAGCCACGAUGGGUUAUAUACACGCCUGCAUCUGUGUCCGCAGUGGCUUGGCGGCCUGGUCUUUGGUCUGCCAGCGCCCAGGGAAAACGUGCCGCCCAGGUUGCUGUUUCCUACGACGACGGCAGCCACAAGCGGUACGGUAUUAACGCCGUCCAUAUCUGGGACUUGGCCAGACCAUCCAUGCCAUAUAAAGAGAUCGAGCGCUUCGAGAUUUCGCCUUCAGGGCUGCUGUGGCAAAACCAGGACCUUCUGUGGACCGUCGGCCACGACGGCUUCUUCAACCAAUGCGAUGUAGCAUUCGCGCCAAAAGUCCUUGACAGGCAAUCAGUGUCGACCAUGGCACUAUCUGCUAGAGGCGACGCUGUCAUGUUCCUCGACGAGCGACUACACGACCGCCCACGGCCUCCUAUCGUCCAUCAUCAGCCAAGCGUUGUGCCUCCACGGACUUCCUAUAGCUCAAGCCCAACAACACCGAUGUUGAGCAUCAGCCGCAGCGACUCUGAAGAAGACGUUGUGGGCAGUUUCUUAGGGCCUCGUCGGAGAGUGAGCAGGAAACGGAGGCAUAGUCUGCGCUCUAUUCCUGUACUCAGCACUACUCCUCCAUCUGGGCCAGGCCUGGGCGACGAUCUCGUUCUAGGUCUCGAGCAAGCCAUCAAAGUCACUGGCACUUACAAGACUCAGCAGUCUAUGGCUGUUGGCCACGUACCCGCAGCCGCAAGAGUCGAUGUCUAUCAGUACCUUUCUAGCUACUACCUCGAGACGAUCGACAGAGAACUCCCGUUUGUCGAAGGAGCAAAGCCUCUAGCUCAGAGGAUCGCCGGGAUUAUGGAGAAAUACGCGCGCGCUGCCGAACACGUCAACCUGUUUCGUCUAGCACAAACAUGGCGGAUCCUGGCCUACUCCAUGAACCUAUUGUUGAUCAGGAGAGCGCAAUUUCAUCUUGAGACAAGACUUGGACGAUUUCAGAAGAGGCCGUCCAUUUCCAAAGGCAAAGAUAUCCCCAAGCUGAGGGUCCCGAGAGCAUUAGACGUUGUUGUAGAGAUGAAUGGGGAAGAAACUCCGCGACGGCCGUCCACUCUCACGUCGAAUGGCAUAGACAGUAAGUCUUUGGGACCACGGUCCUUGCUCUCCGAAGAGAUUGAAAGCACCUCCAACGUUGCGACACCAAUUGCGAGGGCCAUUAACGAGGAAAAUGCAGACCAGUUUGAUGAAGCUCAGCUGCCGCCGGUCAAAGAGUUGGAUAGCUUUGUUUUGCCCCCUGCUGCUCACAAGGGAUACGACUUCUAUGAUACUGACGCCCUGUCUCAAGCGAUAGAUGUGCCCGAGCCAAAGAAAAAGGAGCAGAAGCCCCUGGACUAUGGCCCCCGCACGCCAAAUAGUCGACGCCCUUUGCGACAUGACUCUGAUGGCUUCUCUCAAAUGUUCUCCAUGUCUGAAAGCAGCCGGCAAACUUCUGGGCUGGCAUCGUCCUCUGAAGGAGGGACGUCGGCAUCGGCGCAAUCCAUCACCAGCUAUCCUGCUCAACUCACACGUCAACGGAAUGCUAAAGAACAGGGUGAAUAUGAGAGCCGCAUCCGUGGCAGAGAAAUCGAGGACUCUCCCGAACACGGCGCCUUAGCGUCACUUCAUGGUCCUGGCGAGAGUGUGCCCAAGGAUUCUCCGGAAGAGAUUUUCAUGAUUUCACAGACGACCAUGGCUUCUGAUACAGCUACCGAUGAACCUUCGACACAUUCACAGCUAGGAUCCCUACCUGCAACCUACGAAGACCAUGCACCUCUUCAUGUUGGUGUUGCUUCGUCGAGUCCUCCGAGGAUCGCUAUGGCCCUUCAACAUGACACGACGCCAAACAUCCUCGAAUCCGACUACCUCCCAUGGCCGGAAGACCCAUCAUACCCACAUCCUCUAGCAUCGAAUCCAGAGGCAGAUCACUCUCCGCCGCUCAACCCAUAUACCCUCCUCUCUCGCGCCCUGGACUUUGAGACUCGGACAUCGGCACUGAACGCUUCCGCGAUGGUCCUACUCCUGAAGCCCCUCGUGCCAGAAUCCGUCAUCGAUCCCCAUCGCGCAUCCUCCAUCCUCCGUCAGCACCACGCUCGCCUGACGGGAAUGAAGCUCUUCAUCGAAGCCGCCCUCCUCCGCAAACUAUGUAUCAAGGGCUGGCCCGAAGGCAUCCCAGACUGGGGCGAAAACUACACUGCCAUCUUCGGUCCCGCCCAGCAAGGCGUCAAGGGCGGCUUCAUCUGCCCCAGUUGCCACAAGCCCCGAGAGUUAGAUCCGUCUCUCGGCUCCAGCGCCCUUUGGAAAUGCAGCCGCUGCCGUACGACAAUGGCCCCUUGCGCCGUAUGCGGCCACCGCGAGACGACAGCCACGAUGCUCUCCCUCGCGGAUGGUGUCGCCGGUACCCAGAUACCAGCCGAUCCGGUGAUGAGUAUAUGGUGGUAUUGUCCAGGCUGCGCCCAUGGCGGCCACGCGACCUGUCUCCAGGACUGGCACGCGCCCUCGAACGAUGGCAGCUACGAGCUAAGUGACGGGUGCUGUCCCCUCGACGGCUGCGGACACGCGUGUCUUCCAGGCAAGUGGCGGGACGAAAAGUCGACGACGCGGUCCGACGAAUUGGGUCGCGCGGCUGUUGAGAAGGUACGCAUCGGAGGAGGUGGACUCGGCGGCGUCGGUGGCGGCGGUAAAGCAGAAGGAGGACGGAGCCCUGUGAUCCCGCCUGGUGUCCGUGGCGACAGCGUUGAAGUGCCGCAGAGCCGGGCGGUAGAGAGCGUUCGCGAGGCGUUGGCGAACGGCACACCUACGUCGGGAAUACUGAGUUCCAGCCCGGGAAGCAGGAAUGGACCUGGAGAGCGCGAGAGGAGGAAGAGCGUCAAGUUUGUGCCGACGGAGCGUUAG
Molecule: messenger RNA, 3771 nt
Organism: Colletotrichum phormii
Lineage: Eukaryota; Fungi; Ascomycota; Sordariomycetes; Glomerellales; Glomerellaceae
Product: WD repeat domain-containing protein
Exons: 2
Coding region: 1-3771 (1256 amino acids)
Biological process (GO): positive regulation of macroautophagy; positive regulation of TORC1 signaling
Cellular component (GO): GATOR2 complex; cytosol; vacuolar membrane
Molecular function (GO): protein binding
Source: RefSeq, a predicted model, not a curated record